AUGUUCCCUCAAGUCAGGACGUGUCGCCGCAAGGGCGCCCUCUCCGCCCUCCUCGUCUUCUUCCUCGUCGCCCUCGCCGCCGCCCUCGACGAGGCGACGGCGAACACGACCCUCCAGGACCUGAGCCACCUCUACCUCGUCCCGGACGCGCCGUGCGCCGGCCACGAGGGCCAGUGGAACUGCCUCUCCGACAGGUUCCAGCACUGCGCGGACGGGCAGUGGAGCGCCGUCCUCUCGUGCUCGGGCGCCGGGAGCGCCAGCGCCGUAGACACCGGAUCCGACCCUGUCUCGUUGUGCAGCCCGCUGGGGAAGACGGACAUCGUCGACUUUGAGGGCGAGUGCAGCGCGGCCUGGGGCUGGGGAGGCAGCGGUGGCGGCGGCGGCGGGUGGGGUGGAGGGGGUGUAAGCUGUAACGGGAACGGCUGCUACCGCGGCACCGGGACGAGGUUGGGCGCCGGGCCGUGGGUGUAUGUCUCUAUCGUCGGGGCAGUGGUCGUGAGGCUCUGGUGA
Messenger RNA from Colletotrichum graminicola M1.001, 510 nucleotides. RefSeq lists its product as uncharacterized. NCBI's taxonomy places the organism in Eukaryota, Fungi, Ascomycota, Sordariomycetes, Glomerellales, Glomerellaceae. Bases 1 to 510 code for a protein of 169 amino acids. The transcript has a single exon. The record is from RefSeq and is a predicted model, not a curated record.